AGACACACUCAUACACACACACAAACACAACAGCACCAACAACAACAACAACAAACAACUACAUUUUUUUGCUCAAGCCCCAACCCCCCAAAGCCAGCAGCAUAGGGCUUCGUUCCCUCCCUCCCUACUCUCUCUCUCUCUCUCCCGUUAUCGGAUCUGAUUCGCCACCUUCUCUCUUGUCCAAUCCCAUCAAAUUCCCACCCCCAACAGAUCCAAAUCCCGCCACGACCCGACACCACCAACCCGACCCGGGUCGGCUCCGAUCGUCCGACCCGUCCCCCCUCGCGCUCCCGCUCUCAAAUGGGACUGCCCACUAAACGAUGAGCAAAGCCGGGGAGGAAGAAGACGAAGACGAGUGCUUCUACGAGUCCCUCGAUCGCAUUUUCGUCUCCUCCUCCUCCUCCUCCUGUUCUUGCUCCACCUCCACCUCCGACUCCGACGACGACGCCGCCGCCGCCGUCUCUUCUUCUUCUCCCAAUUAUGCUUCCCGCAAGCGCUUUCCCACCCCAAAGUUCCCAAUGGGGGCCUACAAGUACGACGUCUGGAUCUCCGAGCCCGCCUCCAUCUCCGACCGCCGCUUACGUCUCCUCCGCGAAAUGGGCCUCAGCGGCGACCCGGCCCUGUCGCGCGCCAAGCCCGACCCGGUGGACCGCUCGGCGUCGUCGGAUCAUAUGACCAAACGACACAGCCCUGCCGCCGUUCCGGAAAUCGUGCGGUUCAAAUCGGACGGCGUCGAACACUUUAACGGCGCUGCAUCCGCUAGUUCGUCGCCUAUUCUUUGUUCCGAGAUUGAGGCUCCGGCUCCGGCCGAGGCCGAGACCAAAAAUUCGUUUGUAAAUACACAGAAAAAAAAAGAUUGCGUUUGUAAAUCGGCGAGCGGCAAGAGCAAUGGACCUUCUCCGUCGCCGCCGAAUAGGCCGCCAUCCGGCCGGCGGUGCGGCGACGAGAUUCGGUUAGAGGUGGAGCAGGAGGAGGAGGAGGAGAGUGAAGUGUGUACUAUUCGGAAUCUUGAUAAUGGGAAGGAGUUUGUGGUGAAUGAGAUCAGGGAAGAUGGGAUGUGGAACAAGCUUAAGGAAGUGGGGACCGGGAAGCAGUUGACCAUGGAGGAGUUUGAGAUGAGUGUGGGCCAUUCCCCCAUUGUUCAGGAACUGAUGCGGCGGCAGAAUGUGGAGGAGAGUCACAAGGCCGGCGGUGGUGGUGGUGGUGGUUCGGAUUCGAAUGCCAAUGGGGGCGGUGGCGGGAUUCCCAAGUUGAAGAAGAGGGGUUGGUUCAAGAGCAUCAAGAGUGUUGCGAGUACUGUGACUGGGCAUAAGGAGAGAAGGAGCAGUGAUGAGAGGGACACGUCGUCGGAGAAGGGGGGCAGGAGGUCAAGCUCUGCCACUGAUGAUAGCCAGGAUGUGUCGUUUCAUGGGCCCGAGAGAGUGAGGGUCAGGCAGUAUGGCAAGUCUUGUAAGGAGCUAACGGCUGUGUACAAGACACAGGAGAUUCAGGCGCAUCAUGGGUCUAUUUGGAGUAUUAAGUUUAGCUUGGAUGGCAAGUAUCUGGCGAGUGCCGGUGAGGAUUGUGUGAUUCAUAUAUGGCAGGUGAUGGAUACCGAGAGGAAGGGUGACCUGUUGAUGCAGAAAUCGGAAGAUAACAAUUUGGAUUUGUUGUUUAUUGCCAAUGGAUCUUCAGAACCAUGUUCCGUCUCGCCCAAUAGUUACAGCCAUCUGGAAAAAAAGAAGAGAGGGAGGACGUCUAUCAGUCGGAAAUCAUUGAGUUUGGAACAUUAUGUGAUUCCAGAGACUAUGUUUGCACUUUCAGAAAAGCCCAUCUGUUCAUUCCAAGGUCACGUCGAUGAUGUGCUAGACCUCUCUUGGUCCAAGUCUCAGUACCUGCUCUCAUCUUCUAUGGAUAAAACGGUGCGCCUCUGGGAUUUGUCUAAAAAGUCUUGUUUGUGGACAUUUUCACACAUUGACUAUGUAACUUGCAUCCAGUUUAAUCCCGUUGAUGAUAACUACUUCAUUAGUGGAUCACUUGAUGCUAAGGUUCGCAUAUGGAGCAUCCAUGAUCACCAAGUGGUUGAUUGGAAUGAUACGCAUGAGAUGGUAACUGCUGCUUGCUACACUCCUGAUGGUCAGGGUGCUCUAGUUGGAACCUACAAAGGGAGCUGCCGGUUAUACAACACAUCUGAUAAUAAGUUGCAAGAGAAAUGCCAAAUAAAUCUGCAGAACAAGAAAAAGAAAUCUCAUCACAAGAAAAUUACUGGUUUCCAGUUUGCACCAGGAAGUUCCUCAGAAGUACUAGUUACAUCUGCAGAUUCACGAGUCAGGGUUGUCGAUGGUAUUGAUCUAGUUCACAAGUUCAAGGGAUUUCGUAACACAAAUAGCCAAAUCUCAGCAACCCUCACAGCAAACGGUAAAUAUGUGGUAUCUGCCAGCGAGGAUUCUCAUGUAUAUAUAUGGAAACAUGAAGCUGAUUCGCGCCCUAGCAGAAGCAAAAGUGUUACUGUUACACGGUCGUAUGAGCAUUUUCAUAGUCACAAUGUAUCAGUGGCCGUCUCUUGGCCUGGUGUUGGUGAUUCAUGGGGACUACAAGAUGGAGAUCAAAAUGGACUUGGACUUGACAACAAUCUUGAUGAGGUUUCUACAGCCAAUCAUCCCCCUACUCCUGUUGAGGAGGCUAACGGCAAGGAUGGUUCACGAUCAGCAUCGGGUUGCACCAAUAGCCCUCUCCAUGGAACAAUUACUAGUGCAUCCAACAGUUACUUCUUUGAUAGAAUUUCGGCAACGUGGCCUGAGGAAAAACUUCCUCUAGCUACUAAGAAACGAAGCCCUCGUGUAAGUUUUGAUUUUAGCAAUGGUGUAAGCCAGAACAUUCCGGCCUGGGGUAUGGUGAUUGUAACCGCUGGCUUGGGAGGUGAAAUUAGAACUUUCCAAAAUUUUGGGUUGCCGAUUCGGAUUUAAGGGCCCAAAGAUUUAGGUCCCCUGAUCCUGGGAAUGACGAGUUAAUACUACCACAGCUCUUUCCCCUAUUGGCAAAUAUGUACAGAGAGAUUUGGUGAGAGUUGUAAUAUUAGUGAGAGUUCCAUUUGUUUCGAUGUGCUUGUGCCUGUUGGAGAGGCAGUCCACUCUGACUGGGCAUCUAUCGAGAAAGAAAAUAGAUUUGUUGCACCCGCAAAAAAAAAAAAAAAACAAAAAAAUUACACCAUGAAUUUAGAAACCGAAGAAUUUGUUGUAAUCGGGAAUUCUAAGUUGUGAGAUGGGAAAAGCUUAUUAAAUUUAGAAAUGAAAAUUCUUUAUAGUUGAUGUGCA
This is a messenger RNA of Rosa rugosa (rugosa rose), 3293 nucleotides long. RefSeq lists its product as uncharacterized. Gene Ontology annotation, molecular function: protein binding. Bases 321 to 2945 code for a protein of 874 amino acids. The transcript has 7 exons. Lineage: Eukaryota; Viridiplantae; Streptophyta; Magnoliopsida; Rosales; Rosaceae. The record is from RefSeq and is a predicted model, not a curated record.